This is a messenger RNA of Brassica oleracea var. oleracea, 989 nucleotides long. RefSeq lists its product as uncharacterized. Bases 48 to 851 code for a protein of 267 amino acids. The record is from RefSeq and is a predicted model, not a curated record. The transcript is spliced from 4 exons. Lineage: Eukaryota; Viridiplantae; Streptophyta; Magnoliopsida; Brassicales; Brassicaceae.
UAGUACAUCAAACGUAGGGAACGCCACCAACCACCAUCAGAGCAGCAAUGGCGUCAUCUGCUAAUUCCAAUACCACCGAUGAAUACCAAAACAUCUUGAUGAUGCGUCACGGUGAUCGCAUUGACAAGAUCAACCCGCUCUGGCUCGAUACAGCUUCGAGACCUUGGGACCCUCCGCUCGUUCAGGACGGUUUGGUUCGUGCGUUUCAAACUGGUCAACGGAUCCGAUCUCAGAUCCAGUUUCCUAUCCACAGGGUCUUCGUCUCUCCCUUCAUCCGCUGUGUUCAGACCGCUUCAGAAGUUAUCGCCGCUCUCUCCGCCGUUGACUUAAACCCUCACGCUACGUCGUCUAAAGACGUUAUUUCCAUGGAUAAAUCUAAGCUCAAGGUGUCUAUUGAGUUUGGUUUGAGUGAGAUGCUGAACAGUAUGGCUAUUAUGCCUGAGGUUGCUCCAAAAGAUGGGAAGUUUGAUUUCAAGAUUUCAGAUCUUGAAGCUAUGUUUCCUGAGGGAAUGGUGGAUCAUGACGUUGAUCCUGUUUAUAAAGAGAUGCCAGAAUGGGGAGAAACUGUGGAAGAAUGUACAGAACGGUUUCUUGGUUUGGUGAAGACUCUGGCUGAUAAGUACCCUUCAGAGAACUUGCUCUUAUUCACUCACGGGGAAGGAGUAAGGACUACAUUUGCAACCUAUAAAAAAGUAGAUACGUACGACGUAGAGUACUGUGCGUGUGCUGAACUGAGAAGAAAGGUCUCGAGUCAAGACGGGUCUACUAAAGCUGGAGGCUUUGAGGUGAUGACAAGUCUUGGUGAAGUUGGAAUCAAGUACCAUUCCUUGACCACCACAGCAGACAAAUGAUCAUGUUCCCAACUCUCGAGUUGUGUCAGUGUCUCCAGAAGAUCAUCACGACAUUGGAAAACCGAAAUUAAACUAGAGACUGGAUAUUAAGAACGAGUGAUUCUAAACUCAAAUAAAAAGAUUUAUCGUCUGUCAUUU